Hirsutella rhossiliensis is the source of this 465-nucleotide messenger RNA. Its product is annotated as ctr copper transporter family domain-containing protein. Gene Ontology annotation, molecular function: copper ion transmembrane transporter activity. Lineage: Eukaryota; Fungi; Ascomycota; Sordariomycetes; Hypocreales; Ophiocordycipitaceae. Gene Ontology annotation, biological process: copper ion transmembrane transport. Gene Ontology annotation, cellular component: membrane. The transcript is spliced from 4 exons. The record is from RefSeq and is a predicted model, not a curated record. Bases 1 to 465 code for a protein of 154 amino acids.
AUGGACCAUUCACACAUGGGCCACGGCCACAUGGGCCAUGGCGGCUCGGGCAUGGACGACAUGUGCAGCAUGGACAUGCUCUUCACCUGGGACACGACAAACCUCUGCAUCGUCUUCCGCCAAUGGCACGUCCGCUCCACCACCUCCCUCGUCUUCUCCCUCAUCGCCAUUGUCCUCCUGGCCAUGGUCUACGAGGCCCUCCGUUCCCUCUCCCGCCGCUUCGAGGCCAGCCAGAACCGCCGCCUCGCCGACAUGCCCAGGCAACAUCGGGUCCAGGCGGCCCAACGCGUGCACCUCAUCAAGGCCCUUCUCUACGCCCUGCAAAAUUUUUACGCCUUUAUGCUCAUGCUGGUCUUCAUGACGUACAAUGGCUGGGUGAUGGUGGCCGUCUCCGUCGGCGCUUUCCUCGGAUAUCUCGUCUUUGGACAGUCGACGUCGGCGACAAAGGACAAUGCGUGCCACUAA